CGACUUUCCUUACUGCGGAGUUAGUGCUUGCAUGGCCGUUGGUUUUAUCAUGCUUCUGUUUUCGGGACCACCUUUGUCAGUGUCGUCCAUUUUACAGGACUAAAUGACUGAAUGGAGACAUAUCCCGUGUUUGUGUCCCACGGGAGCACCUGUGGCUUUCCACCGGCGUCCUCGUUUCCCAUGAGGUGCACCAGGAUACUAACGCUGACAUUAGUCUUCUUGUUCCUGGACACAUAUGGUCAUGCUGUCCAGGUGAUUGGAGGAAACCGGACUGCAGUCCAAGGAGGGACAAUUGUCUUACAUUCCAACAUAAUUGACACCACAGAGACCCUCUUCAAAAUUUCAUGGAAGAGGGCUACCCAAGGAGAACUUCUGAAUAACAAUCUCUUUAUGAUUGUGCCCGUAAAUGGAGGAGUGGUGGACAAUGGGCACAAAGAUGGUCGAUUUAAAUUCAUUGGGAACUUAAAACAGAACAAUGGAUCUCUCCGGUUAUCAAACGUCACAUUGCUGGAUGAAGGGGUGUACACAUGCAUCUUCACUCUUUUCCCGAGUGGAAAUCACAAGACGGAGAUACUUCUAAAAGUGCUAGUGCCUCCAGUCACAGAGGUAAAAGACGAUCUUCCUGUUUUGGGUGAUAAAGAAAUUUCCCUUGCUACCUGCUUGGCUGCUGGUUCCAGGCCUCCAGCAGAGGUGAGGUGGCUCACCGGUACUCUCACACAAAAACUGAGGUCAACAACCGACUACAUCCAACAUGAAAAUGGUACGACUACCACAGUCAGCUACCUGAUAGGUGAACCUACCAGAGAAAUCUACCAACAUGUGGUCCACUGUGUCAUCACCAGUCCGGCUUUGUCGAAAGAGGAGACAAUACCAUUCACCCUACAGAUCUACUUUUCACCCAGGGAAGUGAACAUCAACUCCACGUCCAAAGACUCAUUUCAGUGUGUGACUGAAGCCAACCCAAGUGCAAAAAUUACCUGGAGCAGACCUGGUCAACCGUGGCCUCAAUCUGCUGUCGACGUACACGGGGCCACGCUACAGUUUUCAAGCAUGAACUCUGACCUGAAUGGCCUCUACCAGUGUGAAGUGUCUAACUUACAUGGACGUGACCGUGCUUAUGUGUUUGUGCAUGUGACUUCAGGAACCUGCUGGGCCUGUUGGACUUUAUUUGGUAUUUUGUUUUUCCUGAUUGUCACUGCAGCUGUGGUGUGGUGCCUUCUUAAAUAUGGGAUACUUCAAAGGAUAAUUGAGGGUAUACGUGAGAGGAUGAAGAUGAAUGUCCCAAGCAGUUCCAGUGGAUCUGGAAGUUUAGCAGAUGAACUAGAGUUAGAGCCAAUGAGAUCGGACUAACUUUGGCUUUCAAUGAACAACAAGAUCAUCGACGUUUGAACUAAAGAUGUCCACAUUAAUGUGUGUCCACAGGAGACUCUGUCAUGUUCACUUGCAACAUAACUGUUGAAGGCAUUCUACAAAUCAACUGGACCAAAGACAGAUUUGUGUUUGCUCACAGAACAGACGAAGAUCAGACUUUUUUCCACCUUCGACUCUCGCAGAGUGAGAAUAGACCAGUGGCGUGCACAGACUUUUUGGGCAGGGGCGAAAAGAAAAAAAGAGGGUGCGUACAGUGCAUUCUCAUCACUGAAGAGGGCACUACGUUCCACGUGUAGAUGCCAUUUCCUGUAUUCUAGUGCAUUUUAACACCAUAUUUUUUUCCCGUCUGCUACUAGCCUUAUCAACAAGGCCCGGAGCCCCCCCCGACACGCUGACUCCUCACACUCCUCCUCUGCCUCUACAUGUCACAUUAUCAUUACAUCCUUUUUAUGCAUUACAUUAACAUCAUUACUGUGAACUUUUGCACCUGGUGAAUAUUUCACUGUUACUCACUUACUGCCCAGCUGUACUGCUUUUUACUGCUCUUCUGUAGUGCUCUUUUUCAUCUUUUUAAAAACAAAACAAAAAAAAAAACAUUUAUAUACUGUGUAUAUAUACGUAUACUGUUUCAAUUAAUUUUUUUUUCACACAAUUUUGUAUGCUUGUUAUGCACCAAUGACACCAGAACAAAUUCCUUGUAUGUGCAAAUCAUACUUGGCAAUAAAGCUCUUCUGAUAUUAGCACCAGAUAAUCCUGGUUCUGUGAGAAAACUGGUUCUGUGAGAUAUAGUUAUGUCAUUCUAGAUCAAAAAAAGGGCCUGACGUCUUCUGGAGUUUUGUGUGUUUUAUUCACACAAAAGGAGUUUUGGGGGUGGAGUGGCUCAGUGGUUAAGACUACCUGUGGUUAAGACCCUGUUGGACCGGCAAAUUGGUGCAACAGUGAAGUCUAGCUUCUUUCACCUGAGGCAGCUGGCAAAGGUGAAGCCUUUUCUUGCACAUAAGCACUUUGAAGCAAUAAUCCACGCCUUUAUUACAUCUCGGCUGGAUUACUGCAAUGCACUCUACCUUGGAGUCAGCCAGUCCUCCCUCACACGUCUCCAGUUGGUCCAGAACACUGCUGCUCGCCUCUUAACUGGGGCGCGUAAGAGCACAUUACUCCUAUCCUGGCCUCCCUGCACUGGCUGCCUGUGCAUUUUAGAGUCCAUUUUAAGAUUCUUUUAUUUGUUUUUAAAUCUUUAAAUGGUCUCGCCCCGCUUUACCUCUCUGAGCUUCUCCAUCCCUACGCUCCUGCUCGGUGUCUCAGGUCAGCUGACCAGCUGCUCCUGGAGGUACCGAGGUCUAAGCGGAAGCUCAGAGGGGAAAGAGCCUUUUCCAUUGCCGGUCCCAAACUUUGGAACGUCCUCCCGCUCCACAUUAGACAAGCCCCCUCACUGUCCAUUUUUAAAACUCAUCUUAAAACCCAUUUUUAUUCCUUGGCUUUCAAAUCAGCAUGAGACUCUGCUCUUGUUUUUAGUGUUUUAUUGUUUUUAUUCUCUUAAUAUCUCUAUUGUUUUAUUGUUUUUUUAUUGUUUGAACAUUCUUGUUGUUUUAUUGUUUUUAUUGUUUUAGUAUUUUUAUUGCUUUACUUUUUGUUUUAUUUCUUUUCAUGUACAGCACUUUGUCUCAGCUACGGCUCCUUAAAGCGCUUUAUAAAUAAAGUUGAGUUGAGUUGAGUUGUGCAAAGACUUCAUGGUCGCAAGUUCAACUCCACCCCUGGCAGGUUGUACUCAA
This is a messenger RNA of Solea solea (common sole), 3140 nucleotides long. RefSeq names its product nectin-3-like protein. The coding region runs from base 112 to 1350 and encodes 412 amino acids. NCBI's taxonomy places the organism in Eukaryota, Metazoa, Chordata, Actinopteri, Pleuronectiformes, Soleidae. Gene Ontology annotation, cellular component: adherens junction. The transcript is spliced from 9 exons. Gene Ontology annotation, biological process: homophilic cell-cell adhesion; heterophilic cell-cell adhesion. The record is from RefSeq and is a predicted model, not a curated record.